CCCGGGAGCCUGUCGCUGGCGCUGUUUCUCCGGUUCGCUGGGUCCCAACGGGAAGUCCGACGGCGGAAGGCAGAAUGUCGGUGGCGGGGCUGAAGAAACAGUUUUACAAGGCGAGCCAGCUGGUCAGCGAGAAGGUCGGAGGGGCUGAAGGGACCAAGCUUGACGAUGACUUCAAAGAGAUGGAGAAGAAGGUGGAUGUUACCAGCAAGGCUGUGGCGGAAGUGCUGGCCAGAACCAUCGAAUACCUGCAGCCCAACCCAGCCUCACGGGCCAAGCUGACGAUGCUCAACACGGUAUCCAAGAUCCGUGGGCAGGUGAAGAAUCCUGGCUACCCGCAGUCGGAGGGCCUGCUGGGCGAGUGCAUGAUUCGUCACGGGAAGGAGCUGGGUGGCGAGUCCAACUUCGGCGAUGCCCUGCUGGAUGCAGGGGAGUCCAUGAAGUGCCUGGCAGAGGUGAAGGACUCCUUGGACAUAGAGGUCAAGCAGAACUUCAUUGAUCCCCUGCAGAACCUGUGUGACAAAGACCUGAAGGAGAUCCAGCACCACUUGAAGAAGUUAGAGGGCCGCCGCCUGGACUUUGACUAUAAGAAGAAGCGGCAGGGCAAGAUCCCCGAUGAGGAGCUGCGCCAGGCCCUGGAGAAGUUCGAAGAGUCCAAGGAGGUGGCUGAGACCAGCAUGCACAACCUCCUGGAGACAGAUGUUGAGCAGGUGAGCCAGCUCUCUGCCCUGGUGGAUGCCCAGCUGGAAUACCACCGGCAGGCCGUGCAGAUCCUGGACGAGCUGGCCAGCAAGCUUAAGCGAAGGAUGCGGGAAGCCUCUUCACGCCCCAAGCGUGAAUACAAGCCCAAGCCCCGGGAGAGCUUUGACCUUGGAGAGUCUGAGCAGUCCAACGGGGGCUUCCCAACCCCCAAGAUCUCAGCUUCGUCAUCUUUCCGAUCUUCCGACAAGCCCAUACGGACCCCUAGCAGGAGCAUGCCGCCCCUGGACCAGCCAAGCUGCAAGGCACUCUAUGACUUUGAGCCCGAGAACGAUGGGGAGCUGGGCUUCCAUGAGGGCGACAUCAUCACGCUGACCAACCAGAUCGACGAGAACUGGUACGAGGGCAUGCUCCAUGGCCAGUCGGGCUUCUUCCCCCUCAGCUACGUGGAGGUGCUGGUGCCCCUGCCUCAGUGACAGCGUGGGCCUGCUCACCUCUCCGUCCAGAUCGCCUGUAUUCCAUUCGGCCCGAAGCACAGCAAGGGUAGUGCUCCUCCCAGGGCCUCCCGAGGUAUUCCCAGGGCACCAGGACUCGAGGCAGCAGGGCCAAUCGGAGAGGCCAGGGGCCCUGUUUACACUAGUGCUCACCCAUAGAGGUGGUGGAAGCCCCCCUCCCCACCCGCCCUGAGGGGGGCUAACACUAAGGUGCUCUUAGAAACACUAACGUCCUCCCGCCCCCUCCAGGACUGGUGACUGGGUGGGUCCCCCUCACUCAGACACACACAUACCCUCUGACCCCUCCACACUGGGGCCUGGCCCACCCUGACCUGCCCUUAUUGUGAGCAGAUUGAAAGUCUGUGUGAUGGGAUGGUCCAAGCAGGACCACUGGCCCAGUCUCGCCACCCUGCUUUUAAAUUCCCCCAAGAACUCCUUCUCAGGCUCCUGCAUGCCCACAGAUGCCACCUCCUUAGUAGGGCCUCACCCAGGGGCCCAGUCCCCUAAGGACAGGCCCUGUCCUCAGCUGCAGGGUGCUGAGCCCUACACACCCAUGCGCACCCUACCCCUAACCAAGCACAUGGACCAUUUCUGGCACAAGCUGCCACCACCAGCUACAUACACACACACAGACACAGACACACCAUACACGGGACCAUGGGAGCCCCCAGCUUCCUCUCUGCUGAAGGUCAAGCACAAAGGCUUUGAUGAGUGAAUGUUGCCAGACCCCUGGCUGCUCGGGAGGGUCACAGGGCCUCCCCCAUCCCAAGCUGGCUGCCCUCCCCCUGUUGACAGUAUCCCCAGCUGUCUCCUCCAGACCAAGGUAGGCAGCUGCCCAGACCAGCAGGGCCCCGGCCCUGCAUCCACUUCGCCUCUUGCCUAAUCUGAAAUUGGCCUCGGGGGACCUCGGGCCUGGUUCACAUUCCCUUCCCCGGUGACCCCGCACAGCCCCCAUGACACCAGGCUCUGCUCGUUCCCAAGGCCCCCCCACCAUCAUGAGUGGGUGAGACACAGGCAUCCGGACCAAGACAAGCAGCAUAGCCUUGGUCAGUCUAGGGCAGAAGGAAAUGUAAUCCUGAUUUUUUUUUAAAGAAGUAUUAAACGUCUCUUUCUACAG
Myotis davidii is the source of this 2307-nucleotide messenger RNA. RefSeq names its product SH3-domain GRB2-like 1 (gene SH3GL1). Gene Ontology annotation, biological process: synaptic vesicle uncoating. The coding region runs from base 75 to 1172 and encodes 365 amino acids. Gene Ontology annotation, cellular component: glutamatergic synapse; presynapse; cytoplasm. The record is from RefSeq and is a predicted model, not a curated record. NCBI's taxonomy places the organism in Eukaryota, Metazoa, Chordata, Mammalia, Chiroptera, Vespertilionidae. The transcript is spliced from 10 exons. Gene Ontology annotation, molecular function: protein binding.